AUGAACAAAAUUAUGGGUGACUCUGGUAGAAACUACUUAUAUUUUCUUCAACACCAUGCAAGUUACCAGGGUGACAUAGUCGAUACGGUUUUAAAAAUUAUAGAAGACGACGAUCCUAUACCGAUGCGGGAUAUGAAACCAGCUCAGAAAGUAAAGACGGGAGCGGACAUGUUUUGGGAGACGCACCAAGCAGAGUACGAGACUAGGGCUGCAAGCAGCGGCAACAAGGUACAACGGGUUCAUAACCAUAACAGCGGCUAUCCUAAGCUGAGGGAUGAACUUGAUAAUAGACGAUCUCUGGUCAAGGUCACAGCCCUCAAAACAUCACACAAAUUUAAUAAUUAUGAUCUAAAUUGUACGGCGUAUGCUAAAUACAAGAAGUUAAAAGAACUAAAGAGGCCAAAGGUAAAAAGAAAUGAAGUAAAAUUUAGGAAUAAUGAAUGUAGAAAAAGAAGUAUAGGCAAAAAAUGGAGUCCAAAGAAGCGAAAGUCACAUCGGAAAAGAAUAAAUAAAACUUAUUAUAAUAAAAAUAGAAUGAACACUGGAUGUCAGUGUUCCGGAUUAUUAAAUGCAUUAAAUAAGAAGAGCGGGAACGAUGAUAAAUUAACGUUUGACCUGUCAAUUACCGAGUUAAAGAACAUGGCGCCAAACGAUUUUGUAAAAAUUAAAGAUGAAUCAACACCGUUAAACAAUGAUGACGAUGAUAAGUCUAUAUUGAGUCUGUAUGAGAAAUCUUAUAAAAAUGACACCGAAAACCGUUCAGAAUCUAAAUAUUCGUCACAAAAUCCGGACACAAGUAACCCAUCGAUAAGUACAUACAAUAGUUUUCCAUCAAUUGAACAUGAACCAUUGGUGUAA
Messenger RNA from Parnassius apollo (apollo), 858 nucleotides. Lineage: Eukaryota; Metazoa; Arthropoda; Insecta; Lepidoptera; Papilionidae. The record is from the annotation of a GenBank genome assembly.